This is a messenger RNA of Myotis myotis, 1703 nucleotides long. RefSeq lists its product as uncharacterized. Bases 950 to 1624 code for a protein of 224 amino acids. The transcript is spliced from 2 exons. The record is from RefSeq and is a predicted model, not a curated record. Lineage: Eukaryota; Metazoa; Chordata; Mammalia; Chiroptera; Vespertilionidae.
CCCACACACUCAACACUUCCUACUUCAGUGCUCACUCGGCUGCAGGAAGUCAGAGGUCUCUGUGAAGCAGCAGCGAGCUAUGCUGCACCUCAGAGAAGCACGACUCCCUCCGUCGCUACUGUCUCCUGUUCUCCAGACGCGGCAGAGUGACUGACUUAAGACCCUGGUGUCCACAGAGCAAAUCAACGCUACCACUGCAGCCAACCCAGGAGGGCAGCUUUCCUAGGCUCCGCCACCUUCCUGAGCCUGGCCUGAAACAAUUCCAGGUAGCUGUGGGAUCUGGAGCUGAAACUCACAACACAAUAGAGGCCCGGACAGGGCCCAGUGACCCAGACCUAGAGCAAAGAAGGAAACUCACAGGACUGUGCCUCAGAUCUUAACCUAGGCCUCCACGUGCCCAUCUUGAAAAUAUUCUGUUUCCUUACCUACCUCCCAACACUGGGUUCUGAGGGGCCGUGGAGGGCGUGAGGCGAAUAAAACACUGGAUAUCAGGAAUGAAAGAUGCCAUCACCAUGACAGAGUGAGGACCCUACCAGGAUCGUCUUCCUAAAUGCCAUCCUCCUCGAAGCCUUCCCUGGCCAGACCUUCACCCCUUCACGGUACCCCUUCGGAGCAAAGCUUCCGCCUCACCAGAUCCUCCACGCCCGGCGCCUCUCGGGUGGGACUCCCUCCCGUGGAGUCCACCCCGCCCUCCUCGCUGCUCGUCCGGAUCCCCCUUAGACGGACCCCUCAUAAGAUCUCAUCUUCCUCCAGCAUUCCCCGCAUCUCGGCGAGUCCCCGCUAGGCUGGCCUCCCCGAUAGCACCUCCUCCACCCCCACCCCCUGAGCAGGUGCUCUCCCUAACUUGUCUCCAGGUCCCUCAGCAGUUGCUCCCUUUAGCAUCGCCCCAGAACGUCCCCUCAGCAAGUGCUCUCCCUAACCAGCCCCACGUUGAUCCCCUCCUUGCGUGAUGCCCUCGGGAGCCCCAUCCGCCGGAGGUCCCCCAUUCAGCAGGUGCCCCAUCAGCCGGGUCGCCACGCCCCGCGGGUCCCUGCCCCCGGGGGCUCGCACACGGCUGGCUCUCCUCCGCCAGCCCCCGCCUUUCCCUCGCCCACCCCCUUCCUCUCAGCCAGCGGCCCCUCACCGGCGCGGCGGGUUCCUCAGCUGCACCGUCUCCAUGGCGCUGCCGGCAGCCGCCCUGACCCGCUCAGUGCUCCAUCCUCCCCGAGGACCUCCCAGAGCCCGCCCCGCAGACCCUCCCACACUUCCGCUUUCCGCCCACACCGGAAGCGGUGCGCGGCGCGGGGAGCUGGGCGGGGCCGCGAGGACGGCCGGCGUCACGUGGUGCGCAGGGGCGUGGACCCAGAACAGUAGAGGCUCUUGUCCUGAGCGGCUUAAGCCUGGCUCGGGACUCGAAGAUGUCUCGUUGCGACGCUGUUUGCCCAAGACAGUGGGUCCCCGGGCCUGGAACCCAUCUCUGCCUCAAUCGCGACCCCUCUUUUCUCAGACGGAGGUGCCGGGACUUCCUGCGAAGCGCCGGCUUGAUAGGAACGGCGGAUUCUUAACAAGCCACGUCGUACGCGAUUCCCGGGAAGCGCUGCUCCAGGGACUCCUGGAGGUCCCCCUAGCGUGUAAGCGCGUGUGAGCAGGGACCUGGCCUCUCGCACGGUUUCCCGCGUGGCGUCCUAGCAACCCCAGGGGCCCCGCACAGCUCGAGGCGGAGC